Notothenia coriiceps (black rockcod) is the source of this 381-nucleotide messenger RNA. Its product is annotated as neuronal acetylcholine receptor subunit alpha-7-like. NCBI's taxonomy places the organism in Eukaryota, Metazoa, Chordata, Actinopteri, Perciformes, Nototheniidae. Gene Ontology annotation, cellular component: postsynaptic membrane. The transcript is spliced from 3 exons. Gene Ontology annotation, molecular function: transmembrane signaling receptor activity; acetylcholine-gated monoatomic cation-selective channel activity. The record is from RefSeq and is a predicted model, not a curated record. Gene Ontology annotation, biological process: monoatomic ion transmembrane transport. The annotation marks the transcript as partial.
UAUUGGACAGACAUUUACCUUGCAUGGAACCCGGACAACUACCCUGGGGUUCAGAACCUGCGCUUCCCUUCCAAUCAGGUCUGGGUCCCAGACAUCCUCCUCUACAACAGUGCUGAUGAGAGGUUUGAUGCUACCUUCCAUACAAAUGUGUUGGUGAAUUAUUCAGGAUCCUGCCAGUACAUCCCACCAGGCAUCCUGAAGAGUACAUGCUACAUCGAUGUGCGGUGGUUCCCCUUCGAUGUGCAGAAGUGUGACCUCAAGUUUGGCUCCUGGACCCACAACGGCUGGCUGCUGGACCUCCAGAUGAUAGAAGCGGACAUCUCCAGCUACAUACCCAACGGGGAAUGGGAUCUAGUGGGUAUGAAGAAAAACAGACAUUAA